UUCACUUUUCAUGUUUCCGCCUAGGGGAAAAGUUACAUGAUCGACCUCCUGGUACGAAAGCCAGAAUAAAUAGAGAAGAUGAUUGCCAUAUUGCCCGUGCGCGCGCGCAAUGACACACGCAUCCAGCUAUAUCUCUUCCCCUCUCUCGUCACCUUGCCAUGCUGCCAAGCUCUCGUUUUCAUCGUUGCGUGCGGAGUUUCAUUGAUUCCUGGCAAUGUAUUCAUGUGUGUAUUUUGUGUGUAAUCCCGAGUGACCUUUGAUAACUCUGGCUUGCAUAGUUUCAUAGUUUUUCUGGAUUUUCAUGUAUAUAAAAUUGUUGAUGUGAACCUAAUAUAAUACGUGAAACUAAUUAUAAGAAGCGUGCUGUAAGGAAAGGAUAAGUUGUUACACUUUGCUAAAUAGACAUCGACGAUGGAUGAUACUUUAGAACUCGAUUAUGCCGAAAUGCUUCAUCAUAUAAGCAUAGUCGCAUCAGACGAUAGCCUGUGUUCCGAAAAGAUAGAUGGUGUACCGAUACGGAAAUUAUUCGUCGGCAAUUUGGCCGAAAGGACAACUUUCAAGGACUUGCGUAAUUAUUUUUCCACAUAUGGAAAUGUCGAAAGCUGCUAUUUACGUAGAAAUCAAGGGAGAAGUAACUACGCCUUCGUCACAUUUACUAAUGUGACGGAUGCGAUAACAGCGGUGGAAGAUGGGAAAAAACAAAUAAGAUUACACAACCGAGAUUUACGAGUAAUGGCUGCAGAUUCUUGGCAUCAACCAGAUAGUAUAGAGAAUAAAUUCUAUAAUGUGGGAAAAGAAUCAAACAAAGCUUCAGAAAAAAAAAUGCCAGUGAACAAUAUGCUCAUAAAUAUCUGCAAAAUGAUAGAAACUAUAUCCAUCCAUAUGUUGAAUGAUGAUUGUCUGAGACAUAUAUUUCUAUUUUUGCCAAUUGUAGAUAGAGUCCGCAUAGAGAUAGUUUGCAAACGUUGGAGAGAUUUAAGCCAAGAUUCUUGGCAUAUGAUAAAAACGUUGGAUCUCUCACCCUCUACAUGGGGUUUUUCAUACACUUGUAUGAUUCACACAGCUUUACUUCGUAAAAUAUUGCUGAAAUGUGGCAGAUUCUUAACGCGAAUAAAUCUAUCUUAUCCUCAUUACUUGAGCCAAAGCACAUUGACCAUUGUCGGGAAACUCUGUCCUAAUCUUACGAGUAUCGAUGUAACUGCAUUGACAGUUUGCGCGUCAGGUAUACGUACAUUAACAGCUAAUUGUAAAAACAUAACCAAGUUAAACUUAGGACCAUCCACAUUCUGUUGCGAUCACGAAUUAAAGUAUCUUUUCAAGAUAAAUAAGAAUUUAGAAUAUCUUGCGAUAAGUAGAAAUAGUAUUGUAGGCAAAUGUUUAUUAUACUUGCCAAAGCAAACCAUGCAUACGAUUAUACUAGAUCGCUGCGACUAUCUUCAAGACGGUCAUCUUUCAAUGGCACUAACGAGGCUUGAAGAUUUAAAACAUCUUACAAUAAGCGAUUGUGUUGGCGUAGCUAAACAUACACUGGAAGUUGUCGGUUAUUAUUGCAAAAAUCUAAGAGUAUUGGAACUCGUCGGAGGCUUUCCCUCUGCACAAGCGGCAGAUAUGUUCCAUUUAAUUCACCUCAUUAAUUUGCAAACUUUGAGAGUCACACGCAAUCCUAAAGUAUCGAACAAUUUUCUUGCCGAUUUGGUACAACAUUGUCAACAGCUUACCAAUGUAGAUAUUACAGAUUGCUGCAAUGUAAGCGAUGUCGGAUUAGCGGCUAUCGCUACGUUAACAAGACUAGAAAAAUUAAUCAUCAGUUAUGUACCUCAAAUUAGUGACGAUGGCUUGACAACUGUAUGCGGUUUAAAAGAAUUGGAAUGCCGAAGAUGUCCGUUCAGUGAUCGGGGUAUGUCAACAUUCAUCAAGUCCUCACCACAAUUACAAUUGUUGGAUCUCUCCGGAUGUAGGUACAUCAGGGACACCACUCUCGAGGUUGCUAAAGAUGUUUGCAGCAGUCGAACCAAUAACUUGAUGUUAAAGAUGAUUGUUGGAGGAACAGCAAUUCUGACUAACAAAGAAAUAGGCCAAGAGAGACUGCCUCCGCUGUUGCAUAUAGUUAACGUUGAUUUGUCCAUUUUUUUGUCUAUGAUGGAAGUUCACUCUCUGAAUAUUGCUCAGAUUAAUUAUACUCCUGAGGCUUUUUACCCGUAUUCAUUCACGAGAGUAUUACGAGAGAUUGACGAUCCUGAGCUUUAUUACCUCAACGACUCAGAUUAGAUCUACGCCAUCUACGCCAGUUCCCUAUGGUUCUAAAUGAGAUUUUGUACGAUUAAUGUUUACGGUUCCUGAGAUUUCGUAUGUGUGUGGUUACAUAAUGACUGAUUUUGAUAUUUAUCUUAGUGAAUAUAAUAUUACGAUAUCGCGUGCAAUACGUACGUAUUAUAUAUAAAUAAAGUUACUGUUACAAUCAUAAUAAAGUGCAAUAAAAUAAAGUUAAAAAAA
Pogonomyrmex barbatus (red harvester ant) is the source of this 2493-nucleotide messenger RNA. Its product is annotated as putative RNA-binding protein EEED8.10. Gene Ontology annotation, cellular component: SCF ubiquitin ligase complex. NCBI's taxonomy places the organism in Eukaryota, Metazoa, Arthropoda, Insecta, Hymenoptera, Formicidae. Gene Ontology annotation, biological process: SCF-dependent proteasomal ubiquitin-dependent protein catabolic process. The record is from RefSeq and is a predicted model, not a curated record. Gene Ontology annotation, molecular function: protein binding; RNA binding.